UGACGUCUCUAAGAAUUAGCUUUAGAUUAAUAUUAUUCCCUGAUAAAAUAAAGCUUGGACAAGAAUUAUCUUAUCUGCUCAUGAACUUGAUUUGCCUGAUAACCCUGCUAUCAAUAUGUGGUCUAUCAGAAACUUCACUCUGCUAUAUACAGCACUUGGGAGCUGUGGCUAUUUCAAUAGCUGAGGUGCAUCAGCGGCAAGCAGUAUCUUGUCCGUCUGGCCACAUUGCUAAAUGCUGCCCGUUUCUUGUCCCAACUAAUGUCCUUGGGACCCAGCUGACAGGGAAUGUCGCCUGCUCAUUAUUGCUUGCAGCACGCAUACUUAGAUCGGCAUUUUAGGGCAAUUUUCUAGGCAUUGAAUCCCAAGUGGGGGUUAUCAGCUUGUGAUUGGGUUUACGAUGCAGGGGGAUCAACACAGCAGGUUGAAGUCCUACAAACUUAUAUCCUACAUACAACCUUGUCACAUACGCUUGUGUGCUUGAGCAAAGAUAUAGUUAA
Aspergillus saccharolyticus JOP 1030-1 is the source of this 497-nucleotide messenger RNA. RefSeq lists its product as uncharacterized. The coding region runs from base 81 to 338 and encodes 85 amino acids. Lineage: Eukaryota; Fungi; Ascomycota; Eurotiomycetes; Eurotiales; Aspergillaceae. The record is from RefSeq and is a predicted model, not a curated record. The transcript is spliced from 2 exons.